Messenger RNA from Scomber scombrus (Atlantic mackerel), 2554 nucleotides. RefSeq names its product SH3-containing GRB2-like protein 3-interacting protein 1. NCBI's taxonomy places the organism in Eukaryota, Metazoa, Chordata, Actinopteri, Scombriformes, Scombridae. The coding region runs from base 126 to 2444 and encodes 772 amino acids. Gene Ontology annotation, biological process: clathrin-dependent endocytosis; synaptic vesicle endocytosis; clathrin coat assembly. The record is from RefSeq and is a predicted model, not a curated record. Gene Ontology annotation, cellular component: clathrin-coated vesicle; plasma membrane; clathrin-coated pit. The transcript is spliced from 19 exons.
GGGCAUCCAAAGGGAGGCACUUUUUCUCCUCCAGCGAUUCAGAGGACGAUGAAGAGACCAAGAAAAAGUUUAAAAUCAAGAUCAAGCCGCUGGUGGCGGACAGCGGCAAGUGUGUCCCUCCAUCUAUGGAUGAGCUAAAAGCAUCAGUGGGAGGCCUGGCACUCUCUCCGUCUUUGAAGAGAAGUCCGAGACGCAGCCCGGGAAUGAUGAAAAGAAACUUGUCCUGUGAGGAGAUCGCUCGACCCAGACGCUCCACUCCCAUACCAAGUCCUGCCCCCGAGACGCCAAGGCUACCGCAGAGCAUUCCUACCUUCUUCGGGCUGCCUUCUGAGACCAAAUAUGCCAGAUAUGAUGUGGUCCCUACUGAUGUAUGGGGAGAAUCAAGACCAAGUUCUGAAUCAGCUUUGAGCAGAAGUUUCCCAACAGGAGCUCCUCCUCCACUUCCUCCAAAAAACAUUCCAUCAAGAAGUCAACAUGGCUACGCUUCGGACUCCACUGCUUAUCUACCCAAUGGAAGGGCAGGUCGCAGUUCUGCUCCCAUCUACCUGAACGUCCUGUCCCCCGCCUCCUACCGAGGCUCCCCGGCCCCUGACCUGGAUGAUGUGUUUGGCCCCACGGACAGCCCCCCUACCAUUGAGGAUGUGGUGUCUCCCAGAUGGGUGACUUUCCCUAAUGACAGACCUCCACCGCCUGAUGAACCCGCCCCACCGCCGCCGCCGGACUCUCCUGCGCCAGACACACCCUCAUCCACGCCCUCCACCCCCAGCAGCUCGCCUGGACCGCCACCAGAUGAGCCCCCGCCUUCGCCACCACCGUUUUCUCCCGGGUCUCCUCCUCCGUUCAGUCCGCCAGACUCGCCACCUUCCAUCGUGCUUGGACCUCCACCUCCGGAUGAACCAGCCCCUCCCCUGCCCCCCUACUUCUCCCCCUGUGUUUCGCCUCCACUCUGCCUCGACGACGAGAUUGAUGAGGAGGUGCUGCAGUUUGCAGAGUAUGCUUCUUCCCCUGCCCCUAUAAGCCCUGUGCCCCCUCUGCCAGCAGAGCGGAGGUCCCCUCGGGCAGGAGUUAUUUCUCCCCUGGUCCUCGGGGUAAUGGGGGGAAAGAGGACUCCAGAGGGUGCGUACCUGAGAGAUGAUCUCCCAGACUGCGUGGGCUCGCCCAGAGAGCUGACACCCAGCUUUAGGGGCACGCCACCUCCUCUUCCUCCAACCACCUACAGGUCUAUUAUGUCUUCCCCAGGGCCGUAUUCAGGCAGCAGCCCGUCGUCUCCGGCUCGUCCCGCAACGCCACAGUCUCGAGGCAGCCCGGUCCCCCCUCCUCCUCCUCCUCGACCGUCCUCGCGACCAAAGCUGCCCCCAGGGAAACCAAUCACAGACCUGACUCGGCCGUUCAGUCCACCGGUGUCUGGCAGCCCGCCACCUUUUGCCCCACUGGCCCGGGCAGAGAGCUCUUCCUCCAUCUCUUCCGUUACCUCGCAGAGUGCAGCGUCCACUCCGACCUUAGGGAGGGAUCUCAACUUGUCCAACACAGAGGUCUCACAGCCUCUGGUAUGGUUUGACCACGGCAGGUUUUAUUUAGCUUUUGAAGGUUGCUCCAGAGGACCCAGCCCUCUUACCAUGGGACCCCAGGACACUCUACCAGUGGCAGCUGCCUUCACAGAAACCAUCAAUGCCUACUUUAAAGGCGCUGACCCCAGCAAAUGUGUUGUCAAGAUCACAGGGGAAAUGGUGCUGUCCUUCCCUGCUGGUAUAACCAGACAUUUUUCCAGCCACCCAACUCAACCCAUCCUCACCUUCAGCAUCAGCAACUACAACCGACUGGAGCAGGUCCUCCCCAAUCCACAGCUGCUCUGCUGUGAUUCCACAACAGACAGUGUCGACACCAAGGAGUUCUGGGUGAACAUGCCAAACUUGAUGAGCCAUCUAAAGAAAGUGGCUGAACAGAAGCCUCAGGCGACGUACUACAACGUGGAUAUGAUUAAAUAUCAGGUGUCAGCAGAGGGGAUCCAGUCCACUCCUCUGAACCUGGCAGUGAGUUGGCGAGGUGACACCAUCAACACGGACCUUCGAAUAGACUACAAAUACAACACAGAGGCGAUGGCUGCCCCCAUGCCACUACAUAACAUCCAAUUCCUGGUCCCUGUGAAUGGAGGCAUGGCCAGAGUCCAGGCUAUGAUCCCACCUGCCUCCUGGAAUCCAGAGCAGCAGACGAUACAGUGGAAGAUUUCCAGCCUGUCUCAUAGGUCUGAAAAUGGAGGAGUAGGGGCUCUCCUGGGCCGGUUCCAGAUAACAGAAGGUCCCUGUAAACCCUCCCAGCUGGCAGUCCAGUUCACCAGUGAGGGGAGCACGCUGUCAGGGUGCGAAAUCCAGCUGGUAGGGACCGGCUACCGGCUGUCGCUGGUCAAGAAGAGAUUUGCUGCAGGGAAAUAUUUGGCGGAUAAUUAGUGGACCUGUUUGUCAACGAGAAUCAAUGGCUUUUGACUGUGAAGACUACGGAUCCAUCCCAUGUUUAGUGCAUUUUAAACUUGAGAUAUGACAGAAUAACAAAGCAUAAC